GGCCAUGUGACGAGUAUACACGAAUGAUGAAGCGCUGGACACCUUGACAUCUUCUGUUAAUCGCCUGUUUUUCACCCUCAGAUUUAGCUAUCCAGCCAAAGUUUAGUUCGUUUGUUUUCUACAUUAAAGGUGUCCCCGUGAGUCGCAGCCCUGCAUUCCAAAAAGGAAGACGAGUACUUCACCAUGAGCUCCGACGGGGAUGGUGACAUGGAGAAUCAGGCAGAGCUGGAGGAGAAGACGAGGCUCAUAAACCAGGUGUUGGAGCUGCAACACACUCUUGAAGAUCUGUCAGCGAGGGUGGAUGCAGUAAAGGAGGAGAACCUGAAGCUGAAGUCGGAGAACCAGGUUCUGGGUCAGUACAUCGAGAACCUGAUGUCGGCUUCCAGCGUGUUUCAGACCACGGACACCAAGAGCAAACGAAAGUAAGGAACUCUGGAAGCCCCCGACGGCCACCCCUCCUGCUAUGCUUCCCUCGCUCCUCAACCCACAGCUUCUCCACCCACUUCACCCCAGACCACUACCCUAACACCCACCUUCCAACCCCUUCUAUGAACUACAACCGUCAAAUCGAAUGCCUUUAGCCCUCCUGACCACUUCUCACAUCAUGCUUUGGUUUACAUUUUCAAUUUUACGGUAAAGCUGCAAUGUCAAAUGUUUACGUUCGAUUACUCAUCGAUUACCCUUUGUAUUUAUGUUACGGUACAUACUUGCUAUGGUUGCCAUUGUUUCAUGUUGUCUGUUACAUGUUUAUAUUAAUCAUGAAGUCACUAAGUGAAAAUAUUCUCAGAAGGGAACAGUCUGAAUACAUUCUAAAUGUAAUGUUUAUGUAAUUGCCAUUAGCUGUUUUUAGACAAUGCUUUUAGAUGUAGACUCUACAAUGACUAUGACCUUGCUCCACUGCCAAACAUGUUUUUCAUUUGAGUCAACCAUUCCACGUGUCGAUCUUAAUCCAAACUCAAAAUGGUUUCAAACGGGAGUCCAGCACAGAAUGUAUCCGCUGUAAAUUGUGCAGUUGAUACAAAAACUUAGACCAAUGGUGGAGAAGGUUCAUUGCACCUGUAAGGCUGUGGAAGUCACCUUAAACCUGAAGUGUUUAUGCAGCAUACACUUGUGAAAUUCAAAUAAGUUGCAGAUUUCAAAAGAAAAUUGUUUUAAUAAAAAAAGUGUUUGCCUUUUUAUGACCUGGU
This is a messenger RNA of Hypomesus transpacificus, 1187 nucleotides long. It is a transcript of the gene scocb, whose product is annotated as short coiled-coil protein b. The transcript is spliced from 4 exons. The record is from RefSeq and is a predicted model, not a curated record. Lineage: Eukaryota; Metazoa; Chordata; Actinopteri; Osmeriformes; Osmeridae. Gene Ontology annotation, cellular component: trans-Golgi network. Bases 184 to 426 code for a protein of 80 amino acids.